GGGGACGCGCCCCCUCGCCCGCGCGCGCGCGCUCGCAGCCACCGCCACCCACCGGCUCCGGCACCAGCAGCAGCGCCGCCGCCGCUGCACACCGUCUGCACACCGCCAGCGCCGCCGCCUUCCCUCGGCUGCCCGCUGCAGUCCUCGCCGUCUGCCGACUACCAGGUGAGCCCUGACCCAGGAUGGCUGAGCCCCGCCAGGAGUUCGAGGCGACGGAAGACCACGCUGGAGGCUACGCUGUGCUCCAGGACCAGGAGGGUGACACGGACACCGGCCUGAAAGAGUCUCCCCUGCAGACCCCGGCCGAUGACGGAUCUGAGGAACCAGGCUCUGAGACCUCUGAUGCUAAGAGCACUCCGACGGCCGAAGACGUGACAGCGCCCCUAGUGGAUGAGCGAGCCCCUGGCGAGCAGGCCGCCGCCCAGCCCGACGCGGACAUCCCCGAAGGAACCACAGCUGAAGAAGCCGGCGUGGGAGACACCCCCAACCUGGAAGACCAAGCUGCGGGACAUGUGACUCAAGAGGCGCUGAGAGUUGCCAGCUGGCAGAGGGCAGCACCUGGGCAGCCUGUGGGCCAGAAGCAGCCAGAAGCCUCGGCUGAGUUGGUCACACCCCUUCCUGAGCAGCAUCCCGUCUUCCCAGAACCUCCUCCACCAGGAGGCCCUCAGGAGCUCCGCCAAGAGUGGGGACCAACACAUGGGGACCUGGCCAAGGAGGGCCUGGCCUUUCCGAAGCCUGUGUCCCCCGGAUCUCUGCAGAAGGGGCCUGAGAUCAUCAAGGCCCAGGAAAGCCUGGGCAGGGAGCUGGGGCUCCAAGGAGGCCAGGCCUCGGACCCAGGGCCCCCCAGCCUGAUCUGCCAGGACGUGCCUGCCCUGUCUGGGACUCCCCUUCUGCCUGAAGGGCCCAGAGAGGCCGCACACCAGCCCCCAGGGCCAGGACCCGUGGCUGCCGAGGGAAGCCCUGAGCUGCUGGCGUGCCCGGAGGGGCACCAGGGCAAAGAGAGGCCUGGCGGCCCGGAAGAGGUGGAUGAGGACCAGGACAUCGAUGAGUCCUCCCCGCAGGAGUCACCCCCCUCCCAGGUGUCUCCAGGCCGAGGUGGGCCACCCCCCGGGACCCCGGGGCUCCCCGCCGGCGGUGCCGUACCACUCCCUGUCGACUUCCUCUCCAAAGUUGCCACAGAGACCCAGGCCUGGGUGCCCGUGGGGUGCAGCCCGGCCCCCCCGGGGCUGCUGGCAGCAGAGCCCGAGGCGCCCCCUGAGCUCCCCCUGCACGGGGAGAUCACAGCCUGUGUGCAGCACCAGGAGCAGGAGCUGGCACACUCCAAGCCGGAUUUGGAAGGGACUGCACUGCCGGGGGGCCCUGGAGAGAAGCAAGAGGCCCAGGGCCCCUCUUUGGGACGGGACACACAAGAGGCUGGUCUUCCGGAACCGUCUAGAAAGCACCCCGCAGCUGGUCUGCCCGGGAGGCCCGUCAGCCGGGUCCCGCAGCUCAAAGCUCGCUUGGUCAGUAAAGGCAAAGAUGGGACUGGAAGCGAUGACAAAAAAGCAAAGCCAUCCACACCUUCCUCUGCUAACACCCAGAGAACUAGGCCCUGCCCUAGCCCCAAACGCCCCUCUCCUGGUAGCUCAGACCCUUUGAUCAAACCCUCCAGCCCUGCCGUGUGCCCAGAGCCAGCUUCCUCUCCUAAACACGUCUCUUCUGUCACACCCCGAAAUGGCAGUUCUGGAACAAAGGAGAUGAAGCUCAAGGGGGCUGAUGGGAAAACUGGAACGAAGAUCGCCACACCCCGGGGAGCUGCCCCUCCAGGCCAGAAAGGCGCAGCCAACGCCACCAGGAUUCCCGCGAAAACCACGCCCUCCCCCAAGACCCCGCCGGGCACUGCUACCAAGCAAGUGCAGAGAAAGCCGCCCCCUGCAGGGCUCAAACCGGAGCGAGGUGAAUCGGGGAAAUCUGGGGACCGUAGCGGCUACAGCAGCCCCGGCUCCCCCGGGACCCCCGGCAGCCGCUCCCGUACUCCAUCCCUGCCCACCCCGCCCACCCGGGAGCCCAAGAAGGUGGCAGUGGUCCGCACUCCGCCCAAGUCGCCGUCCUCCGCCAAGAGCCGCCUGCAGACGGCGCCUGUGCCCAUGCCAGACCUGAAGAACGUCAAGUCCAAGAUCGGCUCCACCGAAAAUCUGAAGCACCAGCCAGGCGGUGGGAAGGUGCAGAUAAUUAAUAAGAAGCUGGAUCUUAGCAACGUCCAGUCCAAGUGUGGCUCAAAGGAUAAUAUCAAACACGUCCCCGGAGGCGGCAGUGUGCAAAUCGUCUACAAACCCGUCGACCUGAGCAAGGUGACCUCCAAGUGUGGCUCACUGGGCAACAUCCAUCACAAACCAGGAGGUGGCCAGGUGGAGGUGAAAUCUGAGAAGCUGGACUUCAAGGAUAGAGUCCAGUCGAAGAUUGGGUCCCUGGAUAACAUCACCCAUGUCCCUGGUGGAGGAAAUAAAAAGAUCGAAACCCACAAGCUGACCUUCCGUGAGAACGCCAAAGCCAAGACAGACCACGGAGCGGAAAUUGUGUACAAGUCGCCGGUGGUGUCUGGGGACACGUCUCCGCGGCACCUCAGCAACGUGUCCUCCACCGGCAGCAUCGACAUGGUGGACUCGCCCCAGCUUGCCACGCUAGCCGACGAGGUGUCCGCCUCCCUGGCCAAGCAGGGUUUGUGAUCGGGCCUCCGGGGCGGUUAUGGCCGCGGAGAGAAGAGAGUGAGAGUGUGGGGAAAAAGCGUAAUGACCUGGCCCUCCGCCCUCUGCCCUCCCCGGCUGCUCCUCACAGAUGGGUUAAUUGGUUCAUCACCUGCCCUGCUUUCGUCACUCGGCUUGGGCUUGGGACUUCAAAACCAGUGAUGGGAGUGAGAGCAAAUUUCCAAAUUAAUGGGGGCUCAUAAUAAAACAGUUUGAAACACAUGUGGAAACCUUGGCCACUCCCAGCAUUUCUCGGGCAGUUCCUUUUGAUUCUUUUGUCUUCCCCUCUGAGUAGAUGUGGGAGGAGCAGCUCUGAAAGUGGCUGCUGGGAAAUUUCAAGGCACAGGGGCGCCCGCUGCCUCUGUUCCCAUCCUGGGGGCACCCAGAGGCAGCGGUGGCAACACAGGAUUUUAAACUUUGGUGGUGUUCGUGGAGCCACAGAGGAUGGCCACUUUGAGAGUGAGGGGCGGGGGUGGGGCUGGGGAGGAAGGAUGUGGGGAGAGCAGACACUGCCCUUUGCUGGGCACCGGGGGAGCCCCCAUCUCAGACCCCGUGGCCUCCCGGUCUGGGUGGCCUGGAGUCUGCCUUGGGUGGGUGUCCCUUGCUCUAGAGCACGGCCGCAGGCGGAGACAGUGGGCAGAAGGGAGGGGGGCGGGAGGGUGGCACCUGUGGAUCACACUGACCUUGAUGCCUGUUCCGGUGUGCUGGCCGCUGCCUCCCAUCUGCGGGCUGGAGUCCUGGGCAGCUGUCCCUCCCCUCCACGGAGAUAGUUCUGAAGGUUGGAACCUGCAAGCCACGAUUUUGGCCACCUCACAGACCUGGGACUUUAGGGCUAACCAGUUCUCUUUUUAAGGACUUGUGCCUCUUGAGGAACCCAAGCCUAGGCUUCCGGUGCCUCUGAAGAGGGAGGUGCUCUGGGACAUGGGUCCUGAGCCUCCCAUCCCUCCCAGGGCCACUGUAGCCCCCCUGGCCAUCCCAUCUUGCCUAUGUGUCUGCUGCUGAGAGCCCAGUCACUGCCUGUCCCCUCAUGUCACCCUGUCCCGAGACACUUGCCACACCCACCCCCAGUCACGGACACAGGUUGGCUGUGGAAGGCACUACUGUAGAGUGAAUUUGGGGUUCAACCUCAGGUUGUUGCUCCAAGUCAGGUGCCUCCCACAACCACCCAGCUGACCGUGCGCAGGUGAGCCGGGGGUGGGGGUGGGGUGGUGGGCCAUGGCUUCCUCACUUGGAGAGUGCCCUCCCCCGUCAGGCCUGGCUGCCAGCGAUGGCCCCGAGGUGCACAGGCAGGGCUCGCAGGGCAACACCACGUUCCUGCCUGCCCCCUGCUUCCACCCCAGCUGUGACUGCCUGCCUCCCCGGAGCCCAGCUGCUGUCCAACUCCACCUGCAUAUUACCAGCCACACGCCCCCCGGAAACGGUUCUCCCCCGAGUCCCAGCUCUGCUGGAGCAGCUGACCAUGUCCAUAGACCUGCCCUUCCCUCCCACCUGCACCUGUCACGCUCUAGUUGGAUUUGUCUGUCUAUGCUUGGACUCACCAGAGUGACUGUGGUAGUGAAAAACAAAAAAGGACGCAUGCAUCUUGAAAUGCUCUUGCGGAGGUUUCUAAUCCGCCCUCACCGGUGUGCUGGAAGGCUCGCCCCCAUGCUGGGACUUGGCUCCAGGAAGCCUGUGUGGCUAUGCUCUGCCGGGCGCCUCCCAAGUUCUGAAACGUUUACGUCAGCACCUGGGACGCAGCGGAGACCAGCUUCUGCCACCUGAGGAGGACUCAGCCGCAGAGUGCACGAUGGGGCACCCUGGCGUCCCCACCAGGGCUCCCUGCCUCAGGCCGGAGUGCGCUGUGCUGGCUCGAAGCUGGUCCUCUCUGCUCACAGCCUGGAGGAGGCCUAGGCAGUCCUGAUGGAGGAAGAGGACGCCAGGUGCUCCUGGGGGAGAGAUCUGCAGCCCCUAAGGGCCCUUCAGCUGCGGCAGGGAUCGGGAUGGCUGCCCAGCCUGGAUGGGCUCCCGAGGCCAGGGCUGCCUGACCGGCGAGGCUGACCAGUCAGGAGACAGCAUCCCCAAAGCCUUGGCCUGGGCAAGCCCAACCCCCUUGUACAACUGCACCAGUGCCUGGGCCGGGGCUGAGCGGCCUCAGGCCUCGUUCUGCCACCUCUGGUUUGGGUAUAGUUAAAGGCAGUCCUGGCGGGCUGGGUGGACAGAGCUCUCCACGCCAAGAACUGUCUGGGCCCAGAACUUUCCACUGAGGCUCCCCAGUGUCCUCCAAGUCCCAGCUGCCGUCUGAACAGUCCUGAGGAAGAAAAAGAAAUGUGGCAUCAGGACUCGGCGGUGAUUAGACACCUGCCCCCCCCCCACGCCGCCCACCUUGGCUGCGUUUCCUUUCGUACCUUUUCUGCGUCCUCUUCCUGCAGCGCCUGUGCCUAAAGAGCAGGUCAGUGCUGGUGGGGGGCUGGUGGGGGGCUUUAAAGAACAGCCCCCCCCACCCCCCGCCACCUCCAGAGCCCAGGUCCCAGGUCCCUGGGUGAGUUAGCUGGGGCACACUCCACACCUGGUUCCUUCAAGCUCUCAAUUUAUCACUAGUUCCAUGGAAACCCACUUGGGUGAGCCUGUAUCCUGUUUGCAAUUGCUUGCUGUGCUUUGGGGGGAGGGGGGAGGGCAGUGUAAGAGAAGUUAGCAUGGGCAGAGGGAGUCUUGGAGUGCAGCACACUGCCUUGCAACCCUUUUCUUUACGACCGCAGCCACAUUUGCCACAGGGAGUGGCGUGCCAUGGAGCCACGGGUCCUUGGGGCUGGCUUUUCUACCGAUGGGAGGAAGUCUCAGCUGCGGCAGGAGUUAGCUGGUUCCCUGCCCCUUGCUAGCCAGGCCGUGUUGUAGGAAUGAACCUGAGAUCUAGUGGCCUGGGCCCUCUCGCGGAGUCUCAAGCCUACCAUCACGCCUCCCCCAAGGCCCUGGCCAUCUGUCCCUCAACGGCCAUUCUCCCACUUGCUUUGACCACGCAGCCCACUCCCAGCAGCUGCUGGGAUCGCUUCCUUUUUUGUUUCCCAGGUAAAGCCAAGAGGUGGGGACAAGGGCAGAGGUGACCAUCAGCUUGUCCUGUCUACGGUCUGUGGCUCCACGAGACUUCAGAUUUCAGCUUUGGAAAGGGUUGCCCUGGGCACUGACCCAGAGUCUCACCUCCUAAUGGACUUAGCCCAUGUAUUUGCCAUGCUGGGCAGGACAAUUUCUGGCACCUGCAAGUCCCAUGAUUUCUUCAGUAAUUUUGAGGGUGGGGGGAGGGACAUGAAAUCAGCUUAGCUUAGCUUCCUGUCUGUGAGUGUCCAUAUAGUGUAUUGUGUGUUUUAACAAAUGAUUUACACUGACUGUUGCUGUAAAAGUGAAUUUGGAAAUAAAGUUAUGACUGAUUAAAUAA
Molecule: messenger RNA, 6129 nt
Organism: Oryctolagus cuniculus (rabbit)
Lineage: Eukaryota; Metazoa; Chordata; Mammalia; Lagomorpha; Leporidae
Gene: MAPT
Product: microtubule associated protein tau
Biological process (GO): neuron projection development; microtubule cytoskeleton organization
Cellular component (GO): neuron projection
Molecular function (GO): microtubule binding
Source: RefSeq, a predicted model, not a curated record